UUCUAUCAUAAUAUCAUUCAUCUAAUUUUUUCAUUGUCUAAUUACAGUUUUAGGAUGUACAGAUGGUAUAGAUGCAGGAAAAUGGAGAUCAUUCACCCAGGGUACAUGUCAUAAUAUGCAUUCAUUUGCUUUGUUUUUUUACACACUGUCAUCGUGUGACUGAGUUAGUUCCUGGUAUGGGAGAUAAAAAUAGUUUUUCAUUGGUACGCAGUCUAAUUCUACAACAAUGGUGUGUCGCUCAGACAUGAAGUGCUCUGCCGUCAUUUUCCUGAUCUUCAGCACCUUCUGUGCAUGUUCAAAAAUUCCCCAUGAAAUUGUGUAUGUCGUGGGCUGCUUUGUGAAUGGGUCAGCUGAGGUACAAUUCGAAUAUGAUGGUGAAGAGAUGCUGUAUGUUGAUUUCCAACAAAAAGAGAUUGUGUACACUGUGCCUACAUUUCUUAAUCCUGAUCCAAGUCUAUUUUUCACUGGACUGAGUAUAAUUCGCGAUGCUGAGCAGAAUGGUAUGCUGUGCAAAGCAGCUACAGAAGUCGCUGCUACUAUGCUAAAGAACAUACCUGAUAAAGAAGAUCCCCCUGACAGCAUCCUCUACUCAUCUGAAGAAGUUGAACUGGGGGUUGAAAACAGUCUCAUCUGCUUUGUGAAUAAUUUCUUCCCUCCCUCCAUCAACGUGAUUUGGACCAAAAACGGUGAUGUGGUGUCAGAGGGGGUGUCACUCAGUCGAUAUUAUCCCAGUGACAGUCAGCCUCUGACCUUCCGUCAGUUCUCAACCCUGACAUUCACACCAAAGCAGGGUGACGUGUACAGCUGCACAGUGGAGCACCCUGCUCUGGAGAGGCCCAACACAAGGAUCUGGGAAGUCGACCUGGGACAUCCCAGCAUUGGUCUUGAUAUUUACUGUGGAGUGGGGCUGACUGUGGCCUUGUUGGGAGUCGCAACUGGAACAUUUCUAAUCACCAAGAGACGUUUUGGACACUAACAUCUUCAUCCACAUAGGUCAACUAUAAAGCAGACCUCCAAUACACAACAUAUAUUCAACUUUAUGUUAAAAACUGAAGUAAACUGGGAGUAAAAUUAUUUCAACAAAACUAUGUAUGUGUCUUAGGUUAGGUGCAAAAUUUAUGUGACAUUUGAAAUGUAUGCAUUUAGUUGGACAUAAACCUUUUUAUGGAUUUAUUGUUUUGAAAGUUAAUCGAGUGCACUUUAUGAGUUGUUGCAUCUUUGAUGUGGAAGUACAAAAUAUGAAUCUGUGUAAAACAAACUACAAAAAAACAGAAACAAAGAACAUUAAGGGAAAAUAUGAAGAGACAAUAUGUUGCCUGCUGGGACUGCCCUUCUCUGUAAAACUGCAUGUAUGUGUCACGUGAACCUGUAAAGUACAACAGCCUGCUUUAUAACUAGGAUAAUUAAUAAAUCAGUUAUGAGAUCUCCCAGUGCUGUGGUUGAUUCAUUGCUUAUAAAGAGAAGACUUUUGGGAAAGAGAAGGCAUCUUAAACAGCUCUUUUUGACUUCUGAGUACAGUACAUCUAAAUCCCACAGGAUCCUUAACCUCCUGAGACUUGGCUGUAAGUUUUUGUCUACUUUUGAGGACAAGAGUAU
Sphaeramia orbicularis (orbiculate cardinalfish) is the source of this 1596-nucleotide messenger RNA. Its product is annotated as RLA class II histocompatibility antigen, DP alpha-1 chain-like. The transcript has 4 exons. NCBI's taxonomy places the organism in Eukaryota, Metazoa, Chordata, Actinopteri, Kurtiformes, Apogonidae. The coding region runs from base 227 to 976 and encodes 249 amino acids. The record is from RefSeq and is a predicted model, not a curated record. Gene Ontology annotation, cellular component: MHC class II protein complex; membrane. Gene Ontology annotation, biological process: immune response; antigen processing and presentation.